Molecule: messenger RNA, 2127 nt
Organism: Chrysochloris asiatica (Cape golden mole)
Lineage: Eukaryota; Metazoa; Chordata; Mammalia; Afrosoricida; Chrysochloridae
Gene: DHX33
Product: DEAH (Asp-Glu-Ala-His) box polypeptide 33
Exons: 12
Coding region: 10-2127 (705 amino acids)
Biological process (GO): positive regulation of transcription by RNA polymerase I
Cellular component (GO): nucleolus; intracellular anatomical structure
Molecular function (GO): ATP binding; RNA binding
Source: RefSeq, a predicted model, not a curated record
CCACCCGACAUGCCCGAGGAGGCGGGCUUCCCCGCAGCCAAGAGAUUCCGCCCGGGCUCCGGGCCUCCGAACCGCUCCGGGUCCUGCCCUCCUGGGAGGCGGGUGGUGAUGCUGUUGACUGCGGGCGGCGGCAGCGGUGGAGGAGGCCGGAGGCAGCAGCCGCCCCUGGCCCAGCCUUCUGUCAGUCCCUACCGCGAGGCUGUGGAGCUUCAGCGCCGGAGUUUGCCCAUCUUCCAGGCUCGGGGGCAAUUGUUGGCCCAGCUCCGGAACCUGGACAGCGCGGUCCUCAUCGGGGAAACCGGCUCAGGGAAAACAACUCAGCUCCCUCAGUACCUGUAUGAAGGAGGGAUCAACCGCCAGGGAGUCAUUGCUGUGACCCAGCCUCGUCGAGUGGCUGCCAUCUCUCUCGCUACCAGAGUCUCAGAUGAGAAGAGAACUGAACUUGGGAAGCUGGUUGGUUAUACAGUGCGCUUUGAUGAUGUCACCUCUGAAGACACCAGGAUCAAGUUCCUGACUGACGGCAUGCUUCUGCGGGAAGCAAUCUCAGAUUCCCUCCUCCGGAAGUACAGCUGCGUCAUUCUGGACGAAGCCCACGAGCGGACUAUCCAUACAGAUGUGCUCUUUGGGGUGGUGAAAACUGCCCAGAGGCGGCGGAAGGAAUUGGGGAAACUGCCACUCAAAGUAAUUGUGAUGUCAGCCACGAUGGAUGUGGAUCUCUUCUCUCAGUAUUUCAACGGCGCCCCCGUCCUCUACCUAGAAGGGCGGCAGCACCCUAUCCAGGUUUUCUACACCAAGCAGCCUCAGAAUGACUACCUGCAUGCAGCGUUGGUCUCGGUCUUCCAGAUCCACCAGGAAGCCCCUUCAUCUCAGGACAUCCUGGUGUUCCUCACUGGCCAGGAGGAGAUUGAAGCCAUGAGUAAGACUUGUCGAGACAUUGCAAAGCACCUCCCAGAUGGCUGCCCCUCAAUGCUGGUUCUGCCCCUGUAUGCCUCCCUGCCCUAUGCUCAACAGCUCCGCGUUUUCCAGGGGGCUCCCAAGGGCUGUCGCAAAGUAAUCAUUUCAACCAACAUCGCAGAAACCUCCAUAACCAUUCCAGGAGUGAAACAUGUAGUGGACACAGGCAUGGUGAAAGCAAAGAAGUAUAACCCUGACAGCGGUCUUGAGGUGUUAGCUGUGCAGCGGGUGUCAAAGACCCAGGCCUGGCAGCGCACAGGAAGGGCUGGCAGAGAGGAUAGUGGCAUCUGCUACCGACUGUACACGGAGGAGGAGUUUGAGAAGUUUGAGAAGAUGACGGUGCCAGAAAUCCAGAGGUGCAACCUGGCGAGCGUGAUGCUACAGCUCCUAGCAAUGAAAGUUCCAAAUAUACUCACUUUUGACUUCAUGUCCAAACCGUCUCCAGAUCACAUUCAGGCGGCCAUUGCCCAACUGGACCUGUUAGGUGCUCUUGACCAUAAGGAUGACCAGCUUAACCUGACUCCAAUUGGAAGGAAGAUGGCAGCAUUUCCUUUAGAACCCAAAUUUGCCAAAACCAUCCUACUGUCCUCCAAAUUCCACUGCACCGAGGAGAUACUGACUAUUGUCUCGCUGCUGUCUGUGGACAGCGUUCUUUACAACCCUCCUGCUCGGCGGGAUGAGGUGCAGAGUGUCCGGAAGAAGUUCAUAUCCAGUGAGGGGGACCACGUUACUUUGCUGAAUAUCUACCGGACCUUCAAAAACAUCGGUGGCAAUAAAGAUUGGUGCAGAGAGAAUUUUGUCAACAGCAAGAAUAUGAUGCUAGUAGCUGAAGUCAGAGCCCAGCUGAGGGAUAUUUGUUUGAAGAUGUCAAUGCCAGUCAUGUCAUCGCGAGGAGACAUGGAGAGCGUCCGUCGCUGCCUGGCACACAGCCUCUUCAUGAACACCGCAGAACUUCAGCCAGAUGGCACCUAUGCCACCACAGACACCCACCAGCCGGUGGCCAUCCACCCUUCGUCUGUCCUCUUCCACUGCAAGCCGGCCUGCGUCGUGUACACCGAGUUGCUCUACACCAACAAGUGCUACAUGCGUGAUCUGUGUGUUGUAGAUGCCGAGUGGCUAUACGAGGCUGCCCCUGAGUACUUCCGCAGGAAGCUGAGAACCGCCAGGAACUGA